AUGCUUCUGAGCCCGUUCCGACCAUGCGAAGGCUCACCAACUUUCCAAGAGGAAUAUCGGGGCAACUAUAUACCAAAGGUUAUUAGAACAGGAUAUGGACUCCAGGUUGUGGCGCCGGAUACUCCAUACGUGGCAGUGGCCGGCUCAGACAAGUUAUACUUCAUCGACACCCGGCUCGAUGCCGAGACUGCAAAGCAUGUGAAGGAACAAAUCGAGAGGGCAAGUGUGCCGAAACCGGAGGAGUACAUCGCUAUAGAUGAGGUUUUGGCUACAGCGGAAGUGAAAAACUCUGUGACCGGCGAGACGACAUUCGUGUUUGACCUCGACUAUGCUAGGGUGCUGUUUGCGAAGGGAAUGAACAGACACAACCCGGAGCUCAAACUGCCUGAGCCUGAGCCGGCGGGCGAUUGGUCGGUGACCUAUGAUUUGAAAGCCUCAGUGCUUUCAUCCGAAACGUUGAUGGAACACUGA
Molecule: messenger RNA, 471 nt
Organism: Penicillium griseofulvum
Lineage: Eukaryota; Fungi; Ascomycota; Eurotiomycetes; Eurotiales; Aspergillaceae
Exons: 1
Coding region: 1-471 (156 amino acids)
Source: RefSeq, a predicted model, not a curated record